AUGGAGGAAUCUGAGAAAAGAAGGGAAAGGCUGAAAGCGAUGCGAAUGGAAGCAAGUCGAGGAGGGAUUGAUAACAUUCCUGCGAGUUCGGGAAUUGUCAGUCAUGGCCUUUCCAAUCCUUUGAUUGAAGGCGAAACUGCAACUCCAGCUAACUGUGCUUCUCCGAGAUUCGAUUAUUACACUGACCCUAUGGCAGCAUUCUCUGCAAACAAGAGUAGCCAGGUCUCUCAUCAGGCUCCACAACAAUAUUACAACACGCCUCCAAGACCAAGGCAUCCAGAUAAGACUCACUCCCCAGCGUAUCAAGAUCAAACUAUAAACUCUCAUGGUCAGAGAAUAUUCCAAGCACCUGGAGCCUAUCACAAUUAUGGUCCUGUUGGGAGCCCAUCAGCUAGUCCUUCGGGUAGAAAUCCUCAGAGCACAUGGGGUGCACCAAGUGGUGCUUUUAACUAUAGCAGUUCACCUAAUUUGCCAAGAGGCAGUAACUUCACGAGCCCAGGCUUUGGACAAGGAGGUACUCCUAAUUACAGUUAUGGCCGGGGCAGAGGUCAAAGGUACAACAACAGUCCUUCGUAUGGUUCUGGACGUGGAACGAGUCCAUAUCCCGAUGCAGGAAGAAGCAGGGGUAGAUCAUCAGGUUAUAAUAACAUGAGUCCUGGUUCAGGACAGAGAGGAAGGAGAGGAGCAAGUUUGCAUAGUCCUGUCUCAGCAGAGCUAAGACCAGAUCUGUACUACAACCACGAAAUGGUUGAAGAUCCAUGGAAGGAGUUGAACCCUGUUAUCUGGAAGAGUCAAAAUGUUAACCCAAAUUCUGAGACAUCAUCGCUUCCAAAAUCCAUUAGCAUGAAAAAACCUAAAGUUUCAUCAGAAGCUUCGAAUAAAUCAACUUCUGAACCAAGCCUUGCUGAAUACCUGGCUGCCUCGUUCAGUGAAGCAGCCAACAAGGAGGCUGGUGAUGAUUAG
Messenger RNA from Fraxinus pennsylvanica, 963 nucleotides. The record is from the annotation of a GenBank genome assembly. NCBI's taxonomy places the organism in Eukaryota, Viridiplantae, Streptophyta, Magnoliopsida, Lamiales, Oleaceae.